Messenger RNA from Xylaria bambusicola, 980 nucleotides. RefSeq lists its product as uncharacterized. The transcript is spliced from 2 exons. The record is from RefSeq and is a predicted model, not a curated record. Lineage: Eukaryota; Fungi; Ascomycota; Sordariomycetes; Xylariales; Xylariaceae. Bases 1 to 858 code for a protein of 285 amino acids.
AUGACGAAGCUAUCCGACGCCGUCAAGGCCCUCGUCAACGCCGCCCAUGCAAAGCCAGGCCACACUCGCGCCGCUGCCCGCGUGAAGCCCGCUCUCGAGCGCUUUGCAAGCGAUGCGCAAGAGAAGAGGGUCGGGGUUCUGCCCUGGGUCACGCUCUCGACAGCCGUCUCGGCAACAAUGAACUGUCCCGAGGCAAUGACACAAAUCUACCACCUCGCCAACGCAUCCCCGCACCAACCUAGGCGCACGGCCGUCCAAAUCGCCGAAUUAAUCCGCGAAGUCGGGCUGAAGUGCAUCUCGUUCAACGGGAUCCCGCGCACCAUAAACACGCUCGGCGAGUUCCACGCCAGUCUCCCGUCCGAAGUUACGUCCGCGCUCUCCACGACGCCCACCCGCGAAUUUACGCCUUCUAAUCUCGAACGCCGCAAACUCGACGGCCUGGUGCUCUGGGACAGCGUGUACUACGGCUUCGAGCGGAAAUUGCAAGCCAAGCUCGCCAAGUCGCAUCCGGACCUGCCCGUGCAUAUCCUCGAUGCCCAUUACGCGCAUUUACUCUCGAAUCCGCCUAUGGAGUGGCCGCUGCCCGUGGGGAGAGUGCUCACGUCGCUUGUGGCUAUCGCUUGUUUGCGCGCGCAGACGGGUGUUGGGCCGCAGGUCCUGUCGCAUGUGUUUGGGCUGAGGAAGGCGUACGAGCUGGAGGAUGCGUAUGCUGAGGACGAGAGACAUAUUGACGGUGGGAAGUGGCUUGCUACUGAUGAUGGGAAUCUGUGGUUGUUGGAGAGCGUGGAUAAGUUAAUUCAUGCGAUUGGGGGUGGCGAGGGGACGACUUUUGCCCCUGGGUUUCGGCCCAAGUUGUGAUGUUGAGGGGUCCUGGAAUAACAAGAGUUUUCGUAUGAAUGACUUUUGUGUACAUAUGCCUGUACAUAUACAACGGGGAAUUGCAAUAUAUAAUCAAAUAGACUGACGACUUGAUUCCGUAG